AUGUCGAACUUGAUACCAUUUGUACAAGCACUCCCGCACGUGGCCCUAAAACUCAGUUCGUCUCUCACUUGAAACCUCACUCACUCCCGCCGCGCAAGCCGUCACAGCACGCUAUGUCAGAUUCCAUACUUUCAUCCAUAAACCCUCCCAAAACCUUCCACACCAAAAUUCCACUCAUCACCAACCCCAUUUCCACAACCACAAUCGCUUUCAAACCAAACAAAUUCAAAAUCCCAACCAUGAUUUGCGCUUCAACGACGCCAAAACAAGGUGAAAUUCAACCUUCUUUUGGAGAUACUCUCAUCAACAACACUCGCAAACAACAACUUCUGGACCCCAUCACUUCUUCUCUCUCUAAUUGUCUCUCUGAAACAAACCUUCAUUUCGCUCUUCCUCAACUCAAAUCCAAAAUUCGCGGCAAAGUUCGAGAUAUUUAUGACAGCGGGGAUUAUCUUGUUUUAGUGACUACUGAUCGUCAGAGUGCUUUUGAUAGGGUUCUUGCUUCCAUUCCUUUUAAAGGCCAGGUUCUUAAUGAGACAAGUCUGUGGUGGUUUGAGAGAACAAGGCACAUAGUUUCGAAUGCAGUUGUGUCGGCUCCAGAUAAAAAUGUGACAAUAGCGAAGAAAUGUUCAGUUUUCCCUGUUGAGUUUGUUGCUAGAGGGUUUGUCACUGGAAGUACGGAUACUUCUUUAUGGACAGUGUACAAUAAAGGCAAUCGUAACUACUGUGGAAAUGUCCUACCAGAUGGAAUGGUUAAAAAUCAAAAGUUGCCGAAAAAUAUACUCACUCCAACUACCAAAGCUGCAGACCAUGAUGUUCCUGUCACUCCAGAUGAGAUCAUAGAAAAAGGACUGAUGAGUCGAGAUGAUUAUGCAGAAGCGAGUGAAAAAGCUUUAAGGUUGUUUGAAUACGGACAGCAAGUGGCCUCGGACCACGGCCUUAUAUUGGUAGACACUAAAUAUGAAUUUGGGAAGGCAAAUGAUGGAUCAAUUUUGUUGAUUGAUGAGGUCCAUACUCCUGAUUCAAGUAGAUAUUGGAUUGCCAAUUCUUACUUGGAGCGCUUUCAAAAUGGUCUUGAGCCUGAAAAUGUUGAUAAGGAGUUCUUGAGGUUGUGGUUUAAAAGUCAUUGCAACCCUUAUGAAGACGAGGUCCUUCCUGAUGCUCCCGAAGAUCUUGUAUGUGAAUUGGCUUGGCGAUACAUCUUCUUAUACGAGACUAUAACAAAAUCAAAGUUUGAGGUGCAGUCGACCGAGGAGCCAAUACACGACCGAAUUUCACGGAAUGUUGCAACUGCACUAUCAUCCUUAAAGUAGCCUUGGAAUUUAGCUUUGUAUUUUUAAGGAGACCAUACAAAACUCUAUUAAAAACACUAACAGGGAAAAGAUCUGAAAAUAAGUUUUUAUUUUUCUAAAGCAUAUAACUUAAAAAGGAAGCCCCCUUUGUGGAAAGAAUAAAUGAAUUGUUUUUGAAAGCAGGACUAAAUGUACGAGUCUAUUGAUCUUGUAUUAUCCUCAUAACUCAUGGCAGCACGUGGAUUCCAUUUUAUGUAACCCUCCUAUAACCAAUUUAGUGUAUCAAAAGAACAUUUCUGCAGCUAUAGUUUGUCGAAACAGUAGUUCCAUUGUUGGAUAAUAACUUAAUAAGGGUAUCCUCA
This is a messenger RNA of Medicago truncatula (barrel medic), 1654 nucleotides long. RefSeq names its product phosphoribosylaminoimidazole-succinocarboxamide synthase, chloroplastic. The record is from RefSeq and is a predicted model, not a curated record. Gene Ontology annotation, biological process: 'de novo' IMP biosynthetic process. NCBI's taxonomy places the organism in Eukaryota, Viridiplantae, Streptophyta, Magnoliopsida, Fabales, Fabaceae. Gene Ontology annotation, molecular function: phosphoribosylaminoimidazolesuccinocarboxamide synthase activity. The transcript is spliced from 12 exons. Gene Ontology annotation, cellular component: cytoplasm; chloroplast stroma. Bases 114 to 1313 code for a protein of 399 amino acids.